Molecule: messenger RNA, 1470 nt
Organism: Vigna angularis (adzuki bean)
Lineage: Eukaryota; Viridiplantae; Streptophyta; Magnoliopsida; Fabales; Fabaceae
Product: glycine-rich cell wall structural protein
Exons: 1
Coding region: 64-1278 (404 amino acids)
Source: RefSeq, a predicted model, not a curated record
CUUCUACAAACUUCACCAACGAGGAUUGAAGAGUGUCAGUGAGUGAGUAGCUAGCAAUUAAAAAUGUUGCUAAGGAACAAAAGAUUAGGUUUGUUGUUAUUGCUAUGUGUUCAUGCCUUUGUUGCCAAUGUGGUUGCAAGGGAUGUAGUAACUGUGAAAAAUGAUGAAGAAAAGAAUGUAGGGUUUGGGAAGGGAGGUGGGUUCGGUGGUGGAAUUGGUGGAGGAGCAGGAGGAGGGGGAGGGUUCGGAGGUGGAUUUGGUGGAGGAGGAGGAGCCGGUGGAGGGUUUGGAGGUGGAGGAGGGUUUGGCGGAGGAGGAGGAGCAGGUGGAGGAGGUGGUGCUGGAGGAGGGUUUGGUGGUGGAGCUGGGGGUGGACAUGGGAUUGGAGGUGGAGCUGGUGGAGGGUUUGGUAAAGGAGGCGGGAUAGGUAAAGGUGGAGGACUUGGUGGUGGUGCUGGUGGAGGGUUUGGAAAGGGUGGUGGCAUUGGAGGAGGUGCUGGUGGUGGUUUUGGAAAAGGUGGUGGUGUUGGAGGUGGAAUUGGCAAAGGUGGAGGAUUAGGCGGCGGUGGUGGUUUUGGAAAAGGUGGUGGUGUUGGAGGAGGAAUUGGCAAAGGUGGAGGUUUAGGUGGUGGUGGUGGCUUUGGAAAAGGUGGCGGUGUUGGAGGUGGAAUUGGUAAAGGUGGAGGUUUGGGUGGUGGUGGUGGUUUUGGAAAAGGUGGUGGUGUUGGAGGAGGAAUUGGAAAAGGUGGAGGUUUAGGCGGCGGUGGUGGCUUUGGAAAAGGUGGUGGCGUAGGAGGUGGAAUUGGCAAAGGUGGUGGUGGUGGUUUUGGAAAAGGUGGUGGUGUUGGAGGAGGAAUUGGCAAAGGUGGAGGUCUAGGAGGCGGUGGUGGCUUUGGAAAAGGUGGUGGUGUUGGAGGAGGAAUUGGCAAAGGCGGAGGUUUAGGUGGUGGUGGUGGCUUUGGAAAAGGGGGCGGUGUUGGAGGAGGAAUUGGCAAAGGUGGAGGUUUAGGUGGUGGCGGAGGCUUUGGAAAAGGUGGUGGUAUAGGGGGUGGAAUUGGCAAAGGCGGAGGUUUUGGUGGGGGAAUUGGAAAAGGUGGUGGCAUUGGAGGAGGAAUAGGCAAAGGUGGAGGCUUUGGCGGUGGUGGUGGAUUCGGUGGCGGUGGUGGUGCUGGUGGUGGAUUUGGCGGAGGGUCUGGAGGUGGAUUUGGCGGAGGAUCUGGAGGUGGAUUUGGCGGCGGCGGUGGAGCAGGUGGCGGUGGUGGAAUUGGACACCCCUGAGCAUUGUAGACGUUGCAUGCAUGACAAACUUAUAUUUCAACGUCCUCUUUGCAUUAGCCAUGAUGAUUGGUAUAGAAAAUAUUGUCCGAGUGAAAGAGAAUUAUUUGCUCUUUUGGUUAUUAUAAUAUUUAUGUACUACUCCUCGUUUUCUUUUAUACUUAAUGUUAAAUGAAAGCAUGAGAAUGAUCUUUA